Messenger RNA from Didymosphaeria variabile, 591 nucleotides. RefSeq lists its product as uncharacterized. The coding region runs from base 1 to 591 and encodes 196 amino acids. Lineage: Eukaryota; Fungi; Ascomycota; Dothideomycetes; Pleosporales; Didymosphaeriaceae. The record is from RefSeq and is a predicted model, not a curated record. The transcript has 2 exons.
AUGCCGGCCAAGACAUUUUCGAAAAAGCUUACACCCUCACUGGCCAAACCAGCAAUCAACGACAUCUAUCUGUCCAGAUUAGCUGGCUCCAGGGAGUCAGUUGCAAAACAAGCUUCGAUACCAGAAACAAUAACUGCUCUGGACAACUACCCUCCUUUACUGCGCAUUCCAUCAGAGAUUCGAAGAGAAAUAUUCCGCUACGUACUCCCUUCUUCCACCCAGAGGUUUACCCUUUACACCGAUUGCGACUCCACCGUCAUCAGCAAGAAAUGGAAUCGCAAGUGCAGGCCACAUCCCGACAAGCUCACGCUCGACAUCCUGAGAACCACUCGCCUCAUUUACCAUGAAUGUCUGUCCAUAUUGUACUCAGAAAACCUGUUCCACUUUUACGCCUUCAACUAUCUACCUGUUUUGGACUUCAUACGACACCUGAGUCCCGAAGCCAAAAGCCUAGUUAGGAAGGUCCGCCUCACCCCUCUUACAGAGAACGGAGAAGAAGAGACGGUAAACCACAACGCAUUUUGCACCGUCGUGCACGAUAGCCUGCCAGGCCUCAGCGAGCUACAAGCCGAUCCCCUAGUGUUUUUCUGA